GAGCUAUUUCUCACAUCGAUUCCCUUGUAGAACAAGCCUUUCAAAAAAGCUGGGAUUUUGCUUCAACAAAGAAAAAAAAACUCAAAAAAGUGGGGUUUUGAUGGUACCAAAGAGGCAUUUCAGUGACUUGGGGGGUGAGGAGUUUCAGUUUCCGGUACCGGAAUCGAAAAGGCGAUCUCUUUUUAAGAAUGUCGCUAGGGAUGUGAUGAGAGAUGGUGCCUUAAAUGAAAAAGCGUGGGAAAAUUUCUUCAGAACAGUGGUACGAGAUGAGCUGGAAAUUUUGCUUAUUCCCCACCUGAGGGGGUCUUCAACUUCAAGCAGGCCUCCGCUUCAACUUGGAAGUUCAUCUGGAGCUAGAGGCCUUCAGUUGCAUUUCAUCAACAAAUUGCCCUCAACCAUAUUCACAGGCAGUAGAGCGGAGACAGAAGAAGGCAAGCCUCUUCAGAUUGUUCUACGUGAUGCUGCUACCCAAAAUGUCAUCAGUUUGGGUCCCCUGUCUUCAGUAAAGAUUGAAGUGCUUGUGCUGAAUAGCGAAUUCGGGGCUGAUGAUCAGGAGGAUUGGACUGAGAGAGAAUUCACCAAUGGCCUUGUUCGACAACGAGAAGGGAAGAGGCCUUUGGUUACUGGUGAGGUGACUCUCAAUCUGAAGGAAGGGGUCUGUUCUCUAAACGACAUUGUCUUUACUGACAAUUCAAGCUGGAUCAGAAGCCGGAAGUUCAGACUAGCAGCUAGAGUUAUCGCGAAAGGUCCCGGUGAGGAAGUAAGAAUCAGGGAAGCUAUAAGUGAAGCUUUUCAGGUGAAAGAUCACCGUGGAGAGUUGUACAAGAAACACCACCCUCCAUGCUUGAACGAUGAAAUUUGGCGCCUCGAGAAGAUAGCAAAGGACGGCGCCUUUCACAAGAGACUGUCUGAACGUGGCAUUUCUAAUGUGAAGGACUUGCUGCAGGCAUAUGUCAAAGAUCAAUCGUGGCUACGCAGUUGUUUUGGUUCGAUCCCAAACAAGAUGUGGGAUACAAUCAUGGAGCAUGCACUGACAUGUGUGAUAGAUGAACAGAAGCUCUAUGCUUAUCAAAGGCCCAACGCAACCCUUCUCUUCGACUCAAUUUACAAGCUCGUGGGAGCAAUAAUUGAGGAGCAAUUCUGUCCUCUGGAUCAACUCACCCCAUCUCAGAAAGUUAUGGUGGAAAAUUUGAAGCUGCAGGCGUAUAGAAAUGAAGCAAAUAUGUUACUCAUGGAUGCUUCGGCUGUGUUUAGCCUUGCAAGGCCUGUGCCUAGUCUACAACCAGAGCCGUUCAAUACUAUUUCAAACUCAGAGCUGCCACAAUAUAGUGUCCAAUUCUCACAGCAAGAUGAACAGCCUAUGCAAUUGAGUUUCCACCACGCAUCGCCUUCCUCAUCAUAUCCUUAUCAAGCAGAAGGAAGCAAUCAGUUGAUGGUUUCUCUAGCACAAACGAGUCAGCCAAUGCAAGCGUUCAAUCCAGCGCUGCGCAACAGUUUCUCAAUGCUGGAGGAGUUUAACUCCUUACAGUUCAAUGCCGAAAACAGUUGGCCUCAUGUUGUGCAAACUGCACAUUUAGGCACUACUGAAAACCUUUUCCCUCUACAAACAGCAACUUGGUCUCCAAUGAACCCUAACUGGGGGGGACAAGAAAACGGAUUUUGCUUCGGUUCAACUAGCGAAAAUGGCAUUUCCGGUUUUGUAAAGAAACCCAAGGCGUGUUGGUGCAAACUUCGCGCCGCCAUUAAGUGGUGGGUUUCUGUUAGGGGUAGAAGAAUGGCAAGGCCUCUGUAUCUGGCCAGCUAGAAGAAUGAAGAUCAGUGUUUAGUUGCAAUGAACCACUAGUGUAAAGCAGGUACCUAAAGUAAGAAGGUAGGCUUCUCCUAGAUGUGUUAAGACUUAGUUACUCACUAGUUACUGGUCUACUUCCCUCCAAUGUUUUUUCUCCUUUAAUGUGUAAAAUGUGCAAAAAGGGGUUCCUCUGUUGUUAAAUAUAGUUGGCCAUGAUGUACAUAGUGUUGAAAUGAUCUAUGUAAAAAUGGUUUCCUGAACAAAUCUAAUAAUAUUCAGUUCAUUUGUUUCA
Messenger RNA from Argentina anserina (silverweed cinquefoil), 2081 nucleotides. RefSeq names its product calmodulin-binding protein 60 B-like. Lineage: Eukaryota; Viridiplantae; Streptophyta; Magnoliopsida; Rosales; Rosaceae. Gene Ontology annotation, molecular function: sequence-specific DNA binding; calmodulin binding; DNA-binding transcription factor activity. Bases 101 to 1804 code for a protein of 567 amino acids. The record is from RefSeq and is a predicted model, not a curated record. The transcript is spliced from 8 exons. Gene Ontology annotation, cellular component: nucleus. Gene Ontology annotation, biological process: regulation of salicylic acid biosynthetic process.